Messenger RNA from Uloborus diversus, 2552 nucleotides. Its product is annotated as nucleolar protein 58-like. Bases 14 to 451 code for a protein of 145 amino acids. The record is from RefSeq and is a predicted model, not a curated record. NCBI's taxonomy places the organism in Eukaryota, Metazoa, Arthropoda, Arachnida, Araneae, Uloboridae. The transcript has 9 exons.
AAAAAGAAAGAAUAUGGUUGCACAAGAAAAAGAGAACUUAAAGCAGGAAAAAAGAAAGAAUAUAUUAGCACAAGUUAAAGAAAACUUGAAGCAGGAAAAAAGAAAGAAUAUAUUUGCACAAGUAAAAGAAAACUUGAAGCAGGAAAAAAGAGAGAAGAAAGUUGCACAAGAAAAAGAAAACUUAAAGCUGGAAAAAAGAGAGAAGAAAGUUGUACAAGAAAAAGAAAACUUAAAGCUGAAAAAAUGUUACGAUGAAGUUGAGAAGAAGGAAGAAAAUAUAAAACAGGUUGAACCACUUAGUGCUUAUGAAAAGAUGGUGCAAAGUAAUAUAAAAGAGAGGAUGGCCUUCUUAAAAUCCUUAAAUAUUCAUGAGAUUUUGGUGAUGAACCCAAAGCAAAACAAAGAAGGGGCAGUCCUAAAGGUUCCAAAAAGGAAAAGGAGGAGGCUUUAAAGAGUGUGUUUCAUCUUUGUCCUGCGAAAGGAACCUCAUUUUAGCUUGAAGUUAAGAACUGUUUCAUACAUUUUAUUGUGCUGCACAAUUAUGUAUAUACUGUUUGUAAAAUUGUCAAUUGUUACUUUUAGAAUUCUUAUGAUAUAGUAAAAUCGGAUUUUAUUUGCAAUUUUAUUUAUGCUGUACAGUUAUGCACAUACUGUUUCUGCAGUCAAAUUCAUAUGAUGUAGUUUAAUGGAUUUCUAUGUUUAAAUCUUAUUUUUCUAAUUUUUUGAUCUAAAAUAGGUGUAUGCUGUUUGUAAAGUUGUACUUUCUCAUGCUACCUUUUGAUAGAUUUUAUUUUACUCACUUUUUUUUUCAUCAAUAUAUUUAAAAAUGAUUUAAGUUACAUCUAUUCAUGUCAUUGUGUAGUUUCACAUUAUUGGUGCCAUUCUUGUGAUGUAAACUAAGGUCCAGUCCCCCAAAAUGUGAAUGUUAUAUGGUUUAGUGAUUAGGGACUUUUUCCCAGAUAAUCUGAGCUUGAUUCCUGUCAUGGGAAAUACUUAAUCAUUUCCUCUGUUCUAUGUGUAUACUGUUUGUAAAGUUGAAUUUUCAUAAUAAUCAUAAUACAAUUUAAGAGAUUUUAUUUUCCAUUUUAUUAUUUAAACUAAAAUUAUGUACACAGUACUGGCCAGACUGGAUGACUCACUUGUGUUUUCAAAUUCAUAGUGACAUAUUGACGACAGAUGUUCAUUUGGGCUGUCUACCAAUGUGUAGAUGUUCUUGUUUGGCAUUUCGUUAGUUAAAUAGUUAUGUUCGCCGUGUGUUGACGUACAAACUUUUGCCGAAGGGUGAAAUAAUAUAAAAAUGCCUGGUAAAAAAAAAUUCGCACGAAAUGUAUGCAAAAAUAAAGACUCUUAACGAAGAAGGUUAUAGUACUCGGGAAAUUGCUGCCAGAUUACAACUGGCACAAAAGCCAGUUUCCAAGUCUAUAAGUAAUUUCAAAACAACCGAAAUUUAUGGAUAUUCAAAGCCAAAAGGUCGUCAGAAGAGCCCAAGCAAGCGCAUGGAUGAUUCCAUAAUUUUGACUGCAAAAACGUCACCGGGAAAAUCAGAGAAAGCAAUCCAAGCUCAUUUACCAAAAGAUGAUGCUAAAUUUGAUUGUCCCAAGCCAAAGAACAAUCCUCAGAAGGCUGUUUAAUGCCAAUUUAAAGUCCUAUAAGCCUGCUAAGAAGCCAAAAUUGUCUAACGAAAAAACACUGCUGACCGUCUGACAUUUUGUAAAAAGUAUCAGGGGUGGACUGCAGAGCAAUGGAAACAUGAUGUUUUCAGAUGAGACUCAAGUAUCGCAGUUUUAGGCAUUUUGUAGAAACAUACAAAAGUCUCCCGAUAAAAGAGACUGUCAAUGCUACAUUAUUCCCACUGUAAAGAAUACUUCAAAACUCAUGAUCUGGAGAGCCAUUUGUGCCAAAGGAAGAUGUGGAUUGUGGUUCAUGCCUGAAGGCACAUCAAUUAAUGGAACAGUUUAUCUCGAUGUGCUAAAAGGAAAGUUACCAACGCUUAUGGAUAUCAACUAGUGCACACACUUCCAACAUGAUGGAGCACCCUGCUACCAGACUAAAUCUGUUAAGAAAUGGAUUGCAAAGAAAGGUUUUCAGAUCCUUGGGCCAUGAGCUGGAAAUUCCCUGGAUCUAAACCCAAUCGAGAACUGUUGGGUAAUUUAAUUAAAGCGCAAAAUUUCUGAGCAUAACCCCACUUCACUUUCAGACUUAUGGGAAACUUUAAAACAAGUAUGGAUAACAAAAAUUACAGCAGACUAUUGCGAAAAAUUUUGUAUUUCCAUGCCUGAUCGUAUCCAAGAUGUAUUGAAAAAAGAAAAGUUUCCACACCAAAUAUUGAACCCUGUUUCAAUUAUGUAUGUAUACUGUGCUUAUAUAACUAAAAUUAAUAAUCCUUAUAAAAUAAAUACUUAGUUCAAUGCAAUUAUUCUUGUGCAUUCUUAAACAUCACAGUUUUGUGUGGUGAGUCAUCCAUUCUGGCCAGUACUGUAUAUUGUUUGUAGAGUUCUACUUUUAAAAUUUGUGUGACACAUUUUUAAUCAACUUUGUUUAUUUGAUUGAAU